UGGCAGCAGAUUGAGUGGAUGGCAGUUUUGGGUGAGUGUGGGCUGGCAUUGGCAUUGCAGAAUGAACUGUUUUGCUAUAGAGUGAGGCAGUGGUAAAUGGCUUUCUUAAUAAUCGUAUAAUGGCGAUGAAAUUGAAAUCUAGAGUUGCCUAUGCAGCUUCCCGAUAUAGCACUUAUGCAUUGCAUCAACUCUACUUCCUCGCCAACAAACACAAUGGGAUUCUUCUUCUUCUCUUCUUCUUGCAUCAUCGAAGACAAGGACCUUCUCCAAAAGAGCUUGCAUCCCUCAGGAACUGGUCUUCACGUUCUGGACCUCCUCGAUCAGGGUUCUCUGGAACCCCACGAACUCUCUACCAUCUCUUGCUCAAAAAAUGCACCCGAUUGAGAAAGCCCAAACUAGGCAAAAUCGUUCAUGCCCACAUCCUGAACUCCCUCUUCCGCCAUGAUCUCGUCAUCCUUAAUUCCCUCCUCAACAUGUACGCGAAGUGUGGCUGCUUGGACGAUGCCCGCAAUCUGUUCGACCAAAUGCCUGUCAAAGACAUGGUCUCGUGGACUACCUUGAUCACUGCGUAUUCUCAUCAUGGUUUCCCUUUCCAUGCUAUCCUUUUGUUUCCUCACAUGCUCUCCCUGGGUUUCUUUCCCAAUCAGUUCACCUUGUCUAGCCUUUUAAAGGCCUCCGCCGCCCUCCCUAACGCGCCCCACAUCAACUUCCACGGUGCCCAACUCCAUGCUUUUUGUUUCAAGUGUGGUUUACACUCCAACGUUUACGUGGGCAGCUCCCUUUUGGACAUGUAUGCUCGCUGUGGUUGCAUGGAUGAAGCCCGCCUCGUCUUUGAUGCUCUCCAUUCCAAGAACGAGGUCUCAUGGAAUGCUUUGAUUGCUGGCCACGCUAGGAAGGGCCAAGCUGACCAUGCACUUUGGCUCUUUCGGAAGAUGCUUAGGCAAGAUUUUCAACCUCAUUUCACCUUUUGCAGCAUUUUUGGUGCCUGUGCCUCCACGGGAUCUCUGGAACAAGGCAAAUGGGUUCAUGCCCACGUGAUCAAAUCCGGGGGAGAGAUCGUUGCUUUUAUGGGGAACACCCUUCUCCACAUGUAUGCAAAAUCUGGUAGUAUCCAAGAUGCUAAAAAGAUUUUUGAUAGGUUGGUAAAAAGUGAUGUGGUCUCUUGGAAUUCCAUGCUCACUGCAUAUGCUCAGCAUGGGCUUGGCAAGGAAGCGUUGCAAUGGUUUCAAGAAAUGCUAAGGAUUGGAGUUGCACCUAAUGACAUAACAUUUCUGUGUCUUCUUACUGCUUGUAGUCGUGCUGGACUCUUGGACCAAGGACAGUACUAUUUCAAGUUGAUGAGUAAUUACAACAUUGAACCACAGAUUUCACAUUAUGUUACCAUUGUUGAUCUCUUUGGUCGAGCUGGUCUUCUUGACAAAGCCGAAAGGUUUAUAAGAGAAAUGCCAAUCAAACCCACUGCAGCUGUUUGGGGAGCAUUACUUGGUGCAUGUAGGAUGCAUAAGAAUAUGGAGUUGGGCACUUAUGCUGCUGAACGUGUUUUUGAGCUUGAUCCCCACGAUUCUGGACCCCUUGUCUUGCUCUCUAAUAUUUAUGCCUCUGCAGGUAGAUGGAGUGAUGCCGCUAAAGUGAGAAAAAAUGAUGAAAGAGAGCGGGGUAAAAAAGGAGCUGCUUGUAGUUGGGUGGAAAUUGAGAAUACAGUCCAUGUGUUCGUGGCAAAUGAUGGCCAUCCACAGAUGGAGGAAAUCCAGAAAAUGUGGGAUGAGAUUAGCGUAAGAAUCAAGGAAAUCGGAUAUGUCCCAGACAUUAGCCAUGUGCUUUUCUACAUGGACCAGCAGGAGAGGCAAGUAAAGUUGCAGUACCAUAGCGAGAAGCUUGCGUUGGCAUUUGCACUUCUCAACUCUCCUCCUGGAUCCACAAUUCGUAUUAAGAAGAAUAUCAGAGUUUGUGGUGACUGCCAUUCAGCAAUUAAAUUUGUGUCGCAAGUGGUGAGAAGGGAAAUCAUCGUAAGAGAUACCAAUCGGUUCCAUCAUUUCCGUGGUGGCUCUUGUUCUUGUGGGGACUACUGGUAAUGCCUGUUGUGGUUAUGAACCAAGAAUGCUUGUUGAUGUGCUUAGAGCUGACAGAAUGUGGACCACGCGUUGACCUCCUGUUUUGAAAUGAAAGUAAGUUAGUUGUUAAGCAAGUCCCGUCCUGAGAUGGCGGUGAUUAUAGGAUGCAAAGUUGAGGACAAAAUAAUGUCCUGUAGACCACAAAAUGAGAUGACAAGGUACAGUGAAAUCUCAUAUGUUCCCUUGCCUCUCUGGUAAAGAUAUAGUUUAAUUGCUGAAAGCUCAAUCAUGGUUGCUUGCAAAUGUGGAAACCCAGGAAAAUCACGUGAAAGGCUGUAUAUUUUGGAGAAAAUAUGGUCCGUGGCAUUGAAUGUAAACCGUUUCCCAUACGGGUGAUGUUUUUGAGUACCAUAUCUGGACUGGAGUAUUACAUCUGUAUUAGUGAUAUGAAUAGGAAGCCAAGCGGCAAAGUGUGGACUGCUGGGAUGGAAGGACAGAUAAGGUUUUGUUCUUAUAAAUAAACAUUCAGUAAUUCUUUGGCAUUUUCUUUUACCAUAUCUCAUAUAAUAUCAUUUCGCUUUUCAAGGAAGAAAAGAAUUGCUGCAAAUCAGAUUGGUUGAGCUUUGUAUUCAAGAUCUGAUUGUGAAAUUGGCAAAUGAAUGAGAAGUAGCUCGUGCUCCCUGUUUCUGUGCUCAGAUUGGUAUCCUCAUGGUUUCAUCAGGAUUACUUCAUCGUCUCACAUUUGCGAACAGAGUAGUUGCCAUUAUGAUAUUGCAAGGAAUUGGUCUUUCAGUUUCAGUAAUUUAUACCAAUGUUGUGGCAAACUGAAUAGAGGAUUCAACAGAUUAAAAAUGGAACGAAAAAAGUGGCAUCUGGUGCUAAAAUUAGGGUGGAGAGCUGAAAGAAUGAGGAUUGAGCAAACGCAAAAGCAGGAAACCACACAUUUGCAAUCUGGUUCGGCAGGCCGCAUGCAUAUGUGGUUGAGACGGUUGUGUUUUAGCUUAAAUUGGCGUAGCGUGUGAGGCUGAGCAAAGCUUAAUCAUCAUCGUUUUCAGUUUGCAGUUUUCGACAGGCACAAGACCAACACCACACCAUCAGUUUGAAUGGAAACAAACUGUCCCUUGAACAUCACCAGAAACCUGGAAGAAAUGGAAAGGGAGCAGAAGAAGAAGAAGAAGAAGAAGAGAGGAAGAGCAGAGGAAGAUUCUUAUUACAAGAAGUAUUUACACCAGGCUGCCAAAAUACGAGAUAUGGAGCAUUGCAAUAACAG
Molecule: messenger RNA, 3321 nt
Organism: Theobroma umbraticum
Lineage: Eukaryota; Viridiplantae; Streptophyta; Magnoliopsida; Malvales; Malvaceae
Source: RefSeq, a predicted model, not a curated record